Messenger RNA from Oncorhynchus gorbuscha (pink salmon), 7212 nucleotides. It is a transcript of the gene gna11b, whose product is annotated as guanine nucleotide binding protein (G protein), alpha 11b (Gq class). The record is from RefSeq and is a predicted model, not a curated record. Gene Ontology annotation, cellular component: heterotrimeric G-protein complex. Gene Ontology annotation, molecular function: GTPase activity; G-protein beta/gamma-subunit complex binding; guanyl nucleotide binding. Lineage: Eukaryota; Metazoa; Chordata; Actinopteri; Salmoniformes; Salmonidae. Gene Ontology annotation, biological process: action potential; adenylate cyclase-modulating G protein-coupled receptor signaling pathway; phospholipase C-activating dopamine receptor signaling pathway. Bases 1095 to 2303 code for a protein of 402 amino acids. The transcript has 8 exons.
AUUUGCUUUCGCUCUGUCAGUCACUUUUUCCCGAAGUGUCGCCAGCAACAAAGUAGUGUGUACAUCACACCGAGGGAUGAAGGAAAAAAAUUCAAAGGGAGGCGAAAAACAGAUAAGGUCACUUUUGCUGUCAGUUAGGUUUUUGAUAGCUAGUUUGAGUCUACCUAGCUAGCUACGUUUUUGGAAAAUGUUACCACAAUGAACGUUAGCUAGCCAUAUUUGGCGUUUUAGCUAGCUAAAUAUAAUAUAAAUGGCUAGCUAUCCAUUUUAGCCAGUUAGCUAACGUUACCGCUGGCGAGUAAGCCAUAUCUAGCUAGCUAGCAAAAGCAACACACGAGAUAGCUAGCUUGCUAUCCUAGCUAAAUAAAUAAAACGAUUUAAGGAUUAUUUUUCGGCUUUUAUUAUUUUCCUAAAUCUCCGUUGUGGUUUGACAAGUAGUUACUCCUUUAGUUGGCUGAUGGACAGUUUCACAUACGUUUUUUUGUCACUUCUCGGGCGUUUUAAGGUAUUGGUUCUGGGGCGGCUAGGCGAAGCAGGAGACUGUACAGAUGUGGCAGCCAAGUUUGUCCCCUUGUCUCCGGGACCUGGGUUGGUAAGCACACGGCAAUUUAGAUGCGUUGGAGGAGUUGAUGCUAGAGCUAACUACAACAUUUGGCAAGAAAUAGAUUGUUCGUUUUUGGAGAGAAACGAAAAAUAUCUAGCUAAGUUAUCCAGACUUAUCCUGACUGUCAAGUGUUAGCUAGCAAAUUCAGCUGUCGUCGCUGGUUAGUUGCUGUCGAGUUUAGCAGAGCUAACUGGGCCUCAUUAUCUAUAUGUCUGCUUCAACUAUAUUAACCCAAACUUGACAGUUGCACGAGACUUGCAGGCUGUGAAAUACUCUGUAGCUGCUGCUAAUGAUACAGCAGCUCGCACACAGGCGUCUUCGAAGGAGGGCAAACUUAAUCGUAGGUAACUGACUACAUUUGUUGCAUCCACAACACUAAUUUGUUUUUACCACUGGACUGUCCAUUCUGAUUUACAAAAGGGAUCAGAACAAUUAUUUGCUACUAAGGCGCCCACGCCUCAUUCAAGUCGGGCUUUUAAAUACUGCGGUGAUGACUUUAGAAUCCAUGAUGGCUUGUUGCCUGAGCGAGGAGGCGAAGGAGUCCAAACGAAUCAACGCCGAGAUCGAUAAGCAGCUUCGCCGAGACAAGCGGGACGCGAGGAGGGAACUCAAACUGCUUUUAUUGGGCACUGGCGAGAGUGGCAAGAGCACAUUCAUCAAACAAAUGCGCAUCAUCCAUGGGACGGGCUACACUGACGAGGACAAAAGAGGCUUCACCAAGCUGGUGUACCAGAACAUCUUCACCUCCAUGCAGUCCAUGAUCCGGGCCUCCGAGACCCUCAAGAUCCAAUACAAGUAUGAACAGAACAAGUCCAAUGCGCUGCUCGUGCGAGAAGUGGACGUGGAGAAGGUGUGUUCCUUCGAACAGCCCUACAUCAGUGCAAUAAAGAUGCUUUGGACUGACCCUGGCAUCCAGGAGGCCUACGACCGCAGACGUGAAUAUCAGCUCUCGGACUCAACCAAAUAUUACCUUAGCGAUUUAGAGCGAAUAGCGACCAAGGGGUACGUGCCCACUCAGCAGGAUGUGCUGCGGGUUCGAGUGCCCACUACUGGCAUCAUUGAGUACCCUUUUGACCUGGAGAAUGUAAUCUUCAGCUAUCUAAGCGAUCUGGAUCGUAUUGCUGAACCCAACUUUCUACCAACCCAACAAGAUGUGCUUAGGGUUCGCAUCCCCACCACAGGGAUCAUUGAAUACCCUUUCGACUUGCAAAGCAUCAUUUUCAGGAUGGUGGAUGUAGGGGGUCAGAGGUCAGAGAGGAGGAAGUGGAUCCACUGCUUUGAGAACGUCACGUCCAUCAUGUUCCUGGUUGCCCUCAGCGAGUACGACCAGGUUCUGGUGGAGUCUGAUAACGAGAAUCGGAUGGAGGAGAGCAAGGCUCUGUUCCGGACCAUCAUCACAUAUCCCUGGUUCCAGAACUCCUCCGUCAUCCUGUUCCUCAACAAGAAGGACCUCUUGGAGGAGAAGAUCACUUACUCCCACCUGGUCGACUACUUCCCAGAGUUUGAUGGGCCCCAGAGAGACGCUCAGGCAGGCCGGGAGUUUAUCCUGAAGAUGUUUGUGGACCUGAACCCUGACAGCGACAAGAUCAUCUACUCCCACUUCACCUGCGCCACGGACACAGAGAACAUCCGCUUUGUGUUCGCUGCUGUCAAAGACACCAUCCUGCAGCUCAACCUGAAGGAGUACAACCUGGUGUGAGAGAGAGAAAUUGAGAGAAACCUCACACACAGCACAGAGUACACAUCUACACACACAAACCUGCACGGACACACACACUCAGACACAUUCACCAACAUGCAUUUACACACACACACACACACACACACACACACACACACACACACACACACACACACACACACACACACACACACACACACACACACACACACACACACACACACACACACACACACUUGAUCACACAUGCAUAAUAUAUUCCAGGUUCUAUUCACCCCUGGUCCCAACAUCCUCCUGCUCCUUGUCUAUGGUUUAAUUGGAUGUGUUUUUCCAGCUCCAGUCAUUCCCCCCCACUCCUCUCUUCCCUGCCCACUGCAGCCUGCAUCCCUCCACUGACUUGACUUGGUGGUUGACAGCUCUCAUUUGUCACCUGGUGUGGCUUGCGUCUCUGGGUCACCCCUGUUAAAGGAGGGGGGCUUGGGGGUGGGUAGGUAGGUAGUUUGGUAGGUAGAAGUCUGUUUGAUUUGGUGGCUUGGGUGCUGGUGUGAUUUAAAGGAAGGAGAGCUGAGGUGUAGGAAAGCAGGAAAAAGCCAGUGUCCCCCCUUCACAGUCAGGAGGGUCUGUAUGGGGGGGGGGGGGGGGCUGGGCACCCACCAGUCUGCAGAGGGUUGUGGGUAACUGCAUAGAAUCGUUGGAGCAGGUGCGGGUGGUGCUGAGGUGUGGGGGGGAAGCUCAACUCUACAUGGUCUUUGAGGUGUGUUUUUUCCAAACCUCACGCUAGGCUAGAAGUCACCUUGCACUGUUGAAUGUAAAAAGUGUGUGUUACAAUCAAGUGGAUGCUCACACAUAGACAGAGCAAGGGUGGGAGAGAUUAAGUAAAUUGAUCUGUGUAUAUUAAGAAUUAUUUUAGGUGAGUUUAUUGACUAUUACUAUUGCUACUACCGCUUUCCCAAUGAUGUUAAUUAAAGAUGAACAAGACCACAGCGUUUCUCAUUUCCAAGAGGAAAGUCACAAUUAUCCAAUAGAGGAUGUAACCUACAUGAUUGGAAACUGUUAAAGUUUCCUCCUCAAUCCACUGCUCCCCUGUCCCUCAGACAAAACAUCAUUUACAUUUUUCACAGAACCCCUUGUUGAAUUGGCAGCAUCUUGUAACAUUCUAAAAUGACAAUAUGAAUAAACUGAAGCUCUAUUUAGAUUUAAUUUGUCAUGAUUUGUACUCCUUAAAAUGCUGUACCAUUUGCCAAAUGUUUUGUUUGCUGUAGAUACAAUCAAGUUGCCAGUAUCAGUUACAUCCCCCAAAACUUUUCAGAUACGAUGAACAAAAUCAACUCGUUGGGGAAUGGGGUGAUGGAGAUGACUGAAACCAAAUGUGUAUAUUUACAUGUGUGUCUUCUCUCAUAGUUGCAUUGAAAAGUUUGGUACAUUAAUUUAGGCAAAACUCAUUUAUAUUUGCCGUACUAUACCGUUUCUUUUGGACAAUUGCCUAAUUAAUUACAAUUGUUUGAUGGUGUGUUUCUGUGAAUUUUUGUUACAUUUUGGUUAUCUUCCAAUGAAGGUAAACAACUUGCUGUACUUGUGCAGAUGACAUAAAGGAGUAGUAAGGAGCAAUAGUUUGUAAUAAAGAAAUCUUUAGUGCUGCCAGCUAACUUAAAUCACAAGUUGGUCCUCUACACGGUGUCAGUAAAGCUUCUCUUUGUUAAAGGUAUUGGAUAUUUUUUCCCUAUUUGGCCAAUAUUUUGAGAAAUGGUAGUGAUAAAUAAGAGAAGUUUUUUUUUUUUUUGUCUAAUUUAUGGACCAGAGCUCUAGAUGUUGUUCAUCUGACUCUUCCUCCCUGUUUCCAUCUAGAAGUGUCUCCAUCAGAUGGGAGACUGGGAGAGACGGGGUCCAUAGUACUGUUAAAAAAAUACGAUUUUAACGGCAUGUGAUCUACCUUUCUUUAGAGACAUCAUACUUUGUAGUUGCAGUUAUGUUCUGCUUCAAUUUUGAAAUGAUUGAGAAUGGGAAGAUUCUUUUCCAUUUUGGGUUGGUGCAUUAUGCAAAUAGAAAAAAAGAGACUCAUCAGUGGUUGAAUUUAACUGGUCUGUGCUUGCAUUUUUGUAAUUUAAGAUUUUAAUUUUGUAUUGGUUUUUAAUCCCAUAUCUUGUCUUUUGCUUGAUAGUUAAGAUUCCAUAGCUAACAAUAUGUCGAUAGAUUGCUAUUUUGUCUUUAACGUAAUUCAGGUGAGUUUUCAUAACUUUUCAUUAUAAGGGCUACUACUAGCAAAGUUGACAGAGAAUUAAAGGACUCUAUGGAUGAUAUAGAGCAAUAGGUGCAAUUAAAAUGAGUGUUAUGAAUCAGGGAGCCAGUGUUGGGGUGUGUUGAUGCGAAGGGGAAGGCCAUUGCCACAGGUUGAGUGCAAACUGUCCAGGGAUGCCAGUUGGUGAUCAUUGGAGGAUGAAUUCUGCUGGCUAUUUGCCUGUAAACGUUGACCAGCCCGUUUGGGCCUGAGCAGAGCCUAGUAAAACCACGAGGGGAUCUCAUAGCUGCCUGCCUCAGCCAAUCUUUAGUGUGCUCUUCCGUUCCCACCUGCCAUUCAUGUCUUCAGCUUGGCUUUAGUCCAUUGUUGUGGAUGGUUUGUGUUUUAUGUGCCCUACUAGUCAUGUUUCUAUGCUUGACAUUUAUAUACUAAGAAAGACCAUGACUGGAAGACAUGUGAUUGCCACAGUGCUAUUUGCACUCCAGAGAGCGUUGGGUGAGAGCGGUUAGGUGAAACUUAACACUUUAGAGUUAUCAUGAUGACAGACUUGUUUUUCAUAUCUUGUAUUUUUGGUGCCAAAAAUAAUGGCCAAAUUGAGUGCAGGGUGCCCAAAUAUUUUUCGCAUUCUACUGUACAUGGCAAGCACUUACCCUGCAAAGUGAAGUUUGUGCUCUGUUUAAGAUCUUGCUGUGUGUUUACAAUUGCAUUGAAUUGCAACCUAAGAAUGUUUUGCCCAUAAUGUUGGCUUGGGUAUACUUUUCAGUCCCCCUUAACUAAUGUCCACUGUAUACUAGCCUGGCUGAAAGGUCCAACGUUUACCUUUCCUCUACAUUCUCUACCCCAGUUGUUAAAUGGUUUGUGCAAUUCAUGGAAAUAUCUGUAAAUGUUGCUUUCACUGAAGGUGGAAAAGUAUGACCUUUUUUGGACUUAAUUAAGUGCCACAGUGUUUUAAAAAUGUUGAAACAUGUUGGACAUUUUGUAAUACCUUGUCAUUUGGCCAACCCACGGUGGAUGCGGCCUUGUUGUGAAGGCAGCUUGUGAGUUGUCAGGGAUGUUUGGUGUUGCACAACUUGUAUUUGAAGGCCUUUCUUUGUUAAUUAAUGGUCCCACACCUAAUACUUUUUAUAUACCACAUUAUUUGUGAACUGUACAUAAAAAGCAGAAAUAUGAAUGCUUCCUGUACAACUGCAGAUGAGGCGUUCAACUAAAUUUGAACAGACGUUUUGUCGUGAUUGCAUAUGUCUGAACGGAUGUUUUUGGUUUAACUUGUUGAGCUUGUAGGCAAGUUUUAAUUUCUCUCUCAGGAGUACGAAAGUCUCUUGCCAGGGCAGGCUGGACUGAGAUGUUGCCAGUGGUACUUCAGAUCACCACCAACAAGGCAGCUUGUUUUUGAAUUGUUUUAGAGUGGUUACUGCUUCUCUGCUGCUCUGUUACCUCAAGAAGCACACUCCAUCCCCUUUGACCUGUGGUUUACUUUCUUAGGUAGAGUAGGGUUUAGUUCUACACGUGACACUCAUGCUGGGCUCUCUUCAUGCUUGUAACCCCCAGUGGUUUUGCAUUAAUUUAGUUACAUUGUACACCUUUUGCUCUCUACUGUAGGUAUCUGCAUCAGCUUGUGAUCCAGUGGUUUUGAGGUGUAUGAUGAGCUGUGUGGUUACUUCACUCUAAAAAACACUGUACAAAUGUCUGGCGCAGGCCUCCCUCCCUGCUGUUGGCAGAUAUGAGAAUAUUACCAUGGGUUUUCUGAGCAUACAGUCAGUGUCAGUUUAAACCAAAUACAUUGGUUUUCUCCACAUGUGGACUAUGGACAGUGUGUAUGUAGCUAUGUGUUAUGUGCACCCUCUACAGCACACUAAUUGAACAUCACAAUAACUAGUAAGAGAACACGGAAGAAGUACUGUCGUCACUAAAACCAGCACAGUGGGGAUUGAGGAAGGGAUACACUACUAGAGGCAAGUCCAUGCCAUAGACUGACUAGCACUACAGUAUAUACAAACAGUUGCCACCAUUUUCCAUACAGUUAAUUUUGAAAUAAGCCUGUUAAACUUUAUUUAUUGUAAUGCUUUGCCAAGUGAAGGUACCGAAAGAGUAAAAUACUGUAGCAGUUGGAUUUAUCGGUGAAUUAAUUAAUAUGGUGUUUUUUUAGAAUAUCAGCUGUUGUCUCCUCUUACUUGAUCUUUAAUCCUUUCUUUCUCACGGGUCAAUGCACUGAACCUGCGCUGCAGCAAUGGGACUUCCUGCAUUCAUGCAACUUACAUGUUCAUUCAAGCACGUUUUGUUGGUACUAUGAAAUGUGUAUACACUUUUGAUGGUUAAUGCUUUUUCUUGAGAUCCAUACUGAUGUGAUGGAUGCACAGAAAUGCUAAAAGCUCUUAUUGCAUCUUUUUGUUUCUUUUGUAAGGCUGAUGCAUUACCUGAACUCUUGUAUUUAGGAGCACUUAAUAUGAUAGAUUUUUAAAUAAGAGGUUAAAUAAACUUUGUGUAGUGGUGUAUAAAUUGAAAGUAAUGUUUUUUCUUAAGUAUACCAAAUGUAAAUUAUGUACAAUAAUGAAUGUGCCAAUCCCCUUUCUUUGUAGAGCCAGACUCUUAACAAGUGCCAAUGUUGUGAAAAAUCAUAAGGACCUAUGUAUUUCAUGGUCCACUUUUUAAAACAAAUAAACAGUAAGUAUGUGAUUAAGAUGAAUAAAUAAA